Molecule: messenger RNA, 418 nt
Organism: Pistacia vera
Lineage: Eukaryota; Viridiplantae; Streptophyta; Magnoliopsida; Sapindales; Anacardiaceae
Exons: 3
Coding region: 31-342 (103 amino acids)
Cellular component (GO): mitochondrion
Source: RefSeq, a predicted model, not a curated record
UUGAGGGUUCUGUGAAAGAAAGUAAGAAACAUGGCGGCCAAUUGUGGGAGAAGAACCCUACAACUGACUUCUGCUUCAGCUAAAACCCUUCUCAGCCGCUCACCGUCCGCUUCAACGGCGAGUAAAUUUACCGGACUAGCUUCUCCCAUUAAGAAGACCACUGCUUCUCGCUUGUCAUCUCUUCACAAGCGCACCUACUCCAGGCUUCCAGUGGAGCUGGGUGGGGCUCUGUCUUUGAUGCCAUUACAUAGUGUUACUGCCUCUGCCUUGUUCACUUCGUUACUGUCUUUGAACAAUCAAAAUUGGGGUUGUCUCUCUGAAGGAUUUGCAACGACUCUUUAGCAAGGCUUAUGAGCUCUUGCCAGGCAGAUUAUCAUCGUCACAAGAGAAGGUUUCAAUGCAUGUUUUAGUUCCAACU